Messenger RNA from Bradysia coprophila, 706 nucleotides. It is a transcript of the gene BORCS7, whose product is annotated as BLOC-1 related complex subunit 7. The record is from RefSeq and is a predicted model, not a curated record. Lineage: Eukaryota; Metazoa; Arthropoda; Insecta; Diptera; Sciaridae. Gene Ontology annotation, cellular component: BORC complex.
UACAGUCUGUGUUACAACGUUCAAACGAAGAGAUGUGAGGUUCUGCAAUAUUGUUUAGCUUAGAAUAAUUUAUAUUUUCAAUCAUGGAAGUAAGGAGUUUAGUUGUUUACUAGUUUCUAUAUUCGAUAUAAGUAAGAAUAUGUGUUCCAUCUGUGUGUGACUACUGGCGAAGACGUGAACAAUAUUGUUUAUAGUGAAACAUUUAACAGAUCCGUCAGAUGAAAAUAAACAACAACAAAAAAUCGAUAUCAGAACUUUGACAGAUUAGACAGUGCAUAAUUGGUUCUCAUAUUAAUAUUGAAGAUGGCAUCAGCGUCAAGCAGUAGUGCUAGACUUUUGUUUAGUGAUUCGAAGCGUCGCUUAGCAGAACGAGUAAACGUUAACGUUAACAAUGCAGCGUCGGUUGCAAGACAAAUCGUGAGGGGGUCAAAAUCGAAUGAGGUCUUAAUGCAAGCAGCUAAGGGCUUUGCACAACAAGAGUCAACUAUUGAAAAUACGCUACAAAACCUGAAAAGGAUGGAAUUAAUUCGUCAACAAAUGGGAUAUCAAUACGACGCAGUCGAAGAAAAUGCAAAGAAAUUGGAAUACGUGAAAGAACAAGUGAAGGCAAUGGAGCGAUAAAUUUGUGAUGUGUUAUAUAUACGUGUUGCGUUCUGUGUGCAAUUAAAUGCAAUUUAAUUUUUCAUUUUGUUCCAUUCAAAUAAAA